This is a messenger RNA of Rhododendron vialii, 1990 nucleotides long. RefSeq names its product RNA demethylase ALKBH10B-like. Bases 95 to 1726 code for a protein of 543 amino acids. The transcript has 8 exons. NCBI's taxonomy places the organism in Eukaryota, Viridiplantae, Streptophyta, Magnoliopsida, Ericales, Ericaceae. Gene Ontology annotation, molecular function: mRNA binding; demethylase activity. The record is from RefSeq and is a predicted model, not a curated record. Gene Ontology annotation, biological process: mRNA catabolic process.
CAGCAUCUCUCUCUCUCUCUCUCUCUCUCUCUCUCUCUCCACUGCACCCGAUAAAAUCAACCGAAACUUCGGCCGAUAUUAUUCACUAUACGAGAUGCCGCCGGCUUCCGGCGUUGCGUUGCCGUCCGAACGAGUCCCGACGACGAUGAUUCCCACGAUGGUUCAAGCGAUGGCGUCAGAGGCGCACGCGAAGGACGCGAUCAUCGCGUGGUUUAGGGGCGAGUUUGCGGCGGCGAACGCCAUCAUCGACGCGCUAUGCAACCACUUGAGGCAGCUCGAGGAGGAGGGCAGUGGAGGAUCAGACUACGAAUCGGUGUUCGCUGCAAUCCACCGGCGACGUUUGAACUGGAUCCCGAUUCUCCAGAUGCAGAAGUACCACUCGGUUGCCGACGUGACACUCGAGCUUGGACGAGUCGCUGCUGCGAAGAAAGUUGGAGACAGAGUGGAAGGCGGAGAGGUGAAGAGGAGUGAGGAAAUGAAAGGGUUGGAAAACGAGGAAGGGAGGAGUCUUGUGGAUUGUGAAGAGGAAUCGGUUGAUGAAGAUUCGACGAGAGAUGAUUCUCCGAACAGCGAAGUUACUGGUACCGGUAAAACGUUAUCCCAAAAAGUCCAGCCCCCAUUGGGAAACAAAGGCUUCUGUUCCAACCAUGAAGAAUGUGAGGCACGUGGUGCCCAGAUCAAGAAGACAAAAGGAUUCACAGCCAAGGAGUAUGUCAAAGGUCAUAUGACGAAUGUUGUUAGCGGUCUCAAGUUGUUUGAAGACGUAUUCACUGAUUUGGAGCUCUCUAAGUUGAAUGACUUUGUAGAUGAACUUCAGGUUGCUGGACAGAAUGGAGAACUGUCAGGUGAGACUUAUAUCUUGUUCAACCAGCAGAUAAAGGGGGAAAAAAGAGAGCUGAUUCAAUUUGGAACUCCUAUUUUUGGACAGAUAAAAGAGGAUGCAAAACCUAAAGAUGGAAACGUUCAUAUUGAGUCGAUUCCCACUCUUCUUCAAGCUGUUAUCGACCACCUGGUUCAGUGGCAUCUGAUCUCAGAAAAUAGAAAACCAAAUAGCUGCAUCAUUAACUUCUUUGAUGAGGGAGAAUUUUCACAGCCUUUUCUGAAACCACCUCAUUUGGAACAACCCAUAUCUACUCUUCUCCUCUCUGAAUCAAUGAUGGCUUUUGGACAAACACUCGAAAGUGAUAGUGAUGGUAACUAUAAAGGGCCACUCAUGCUUUCACUAAAGGAAGGGUCUCUUCUAGUCCUGAGGGGAAACAGCUCUGAUUUAGCGAGACAUGUCAUGUGCCCAUCUCCGAACAAAAGGGUAAGCAUCACAUUUUUCAAAGUCCGCUCUGACACGAGCCAAAACACUGCAUUGCCGCCACCUCCUCUAAGUCAAGCCAUGACUAUAUGGCAUCCCGGUGUCCCCACCUCACAUGCAAUUCCAAAUGGAGCUUUAAACCGUUACGAGGCAAUGCACGCGAUCCCUAAAUGGGGUAUACUUCGUGCCCCUAUUGUCAUGUUGGCUCCAAUGCAACCAAUGGUUCUGAGCCCCAGAAGGGUCCCACACAGUGGUACUGGAGUCUUCUUACCUUGGACCCUUCGGUCAAGAAAAUCGCCAAAAUAUCUUCCUCCACGCGCUAAAAAAGCAAAACUUCUUCUCACACUACCUCCCUCAGUUGAAGCAAAGGUAGCAGAUCCGUCUUCUGAUCCGGGUAUAGGCAUUGAGGCUAAAAUGGUUUGACGAAGGUAGUCAACUGAGGAAUCACUAAUGUUAGCCAAAAGUUGAGGAAGAGCUUGUGUUAUUGACUUAUUGUACAACCAAGGCCCAGGUGCUGAUAGAUGAAAUUUGUACUCGUUUCUUUUUCUUUUUGUUGGUUGUAAUGCUGUUUCUAGUGAUAUUUUUGGUUGUGGAUUGGCCCUUGUAGAGGUUUGAGUUUUGUAUAAACAGAAGCGCUUGGUUACUAAAUGUUUAUAAAGAACAGAGUUGGAUGCUUUGGAUUUGCUA